This is a messenger RNA of Oncorhynchus mykiss (rainbow trout), 3159 nucleotides long. Its product is annotated as serine/threonine-protein kinase 3. Gene Ontology annotation, biological process: protein tetramerization; signal transduction; protein phosphorylation. Gene Ontology annotation, molecular function: ATP binding; protein serine/threonine kinase activity. Gene Ontology annotation, cellular component: cytoplasm. Lineage: Eukaryota; Metazoa; Chordata; Actinopteri; Salmoniformes; Salmonidae. The record is from RefSeq and is a predicted model, not a curated record.
GAUAAAAGUUAAAGAAGAAUAAACCUUUGACACUACAGCUGACCGGACCUCUUGCCUAAAAACAACGACAGAAACAGAAAAUAUCACAAAUAUUAGUUUGAAUUUGUUAUAUUUUAGCGUUUUAAACAAGGGUGACUAUUUGAAGUUGUAAAGCAUGGAGCCGACAGCGCCCAAAAGCAAGCUGAAGAAACUGAGUGAAGACAGUCUCACAAAACAACCGGAGGAGGUCUUUGAUCUUCUGGAAAAACUAGGUGAAGGGUCCUAUGGCAGUGUGUUUAAAGCCAUCCAUAAGGAGUCAGGCCAGGUGGUGGCUAUCAAACAGGUGCCUGUUGAGUCAGACCUCCAGGAGAUCAUCAAGGAGAUAUCCAUCAUGCAGCAGUGUGACAGUCCCUAUGUGGUGAAGUACUAUGGCAGCUACUUUAAGAACACAGACCUGUGGAUAGUGAUGGAGUACUGUGGAGCCGGUUCUGUUUCAGACAUCAUCAGACUACGCAAUAAGACGCUCACAGAGGAUGAGAUAGCCACCAUCCUCAAGUCCACAUUGAAAGGUCUGGAGUAUCUGCAUUUCAUGAGGAAGAUCCACAGAGACAUCAAGGCAGGCAACAUUCUCCUCAACACAGAGGGCCAUGCCAAACUGGCUGACUUUGGAGUAGCGGGACAACUCACGGACACGAUGGCAAAGCGGAACACGGUGAUCGGGACUCCGUUCUGGAUGGCUCCAGAGGUCAUCCAGGAGAUAGGAUAUAACUGUGUGGCAGACAUCUGGUCCCUGGGCAUCACCUCUAUAGAGAUGGCUGAGGGCAAACCUCCCUACGCUGAUAUACAUCCCAUGAGGGCUAUUUUCAUGAUCCCAACCAACCCUCCACCUACGUUCAGGAAGCCUGAGCUGUGGACAGACAACUUCACACACUUUGUAAAGAAAUGUCUGGUGAAGAACCCAGAACAGAGAGCUACAGCCACGCAACUACUACAGCAUCCGUUCAUCACAGCAGCCAAGCCAGUCACCAUCCUGAGAGACCUGAUCACUGAGUCCAUGGAGAUGAAGGCUAAGAGACAACAGGAGCAGCAGAGAGAGCUGGAGGAGGAGGACGACUCUGAAGAGGAGGUGGAAGUGGACUCCCACACCAUGGUGAAGUCUGGGUCAGAGGGGGCUGGCACCAUGAGAGCUACCAGCACCAUGAGUGACGGAGCUCAGACCAUGAUCGAGCACGGCAGUACCAUGUUAGAGGCAGACCUGGGAACCAUGGUCAUCAACAGUGAUGAGGAGGACAACGAUGAAGGCUCAAUGAGGAGACACCCCACCUCCCAGCAGGCCCUGAGACCCUCCUUCAUGGACUACUUUGACAAGCAGGACUCUAAGGUCCAACAGGAGAGCUAUAACCAUAACCGGCAGCAGGAACCAGGCUAUCACAUCAGCCAGGCUAAGGACGUCUUCCCUGACAACUGGAAGGUUCCUCAGGAUGGAGACUUUGACUUUCAGCUGAAGAACCUUGACUUUGAGGAGCUGCAGCUGCGUCUGACGGCUCUGGACCCCAUGAUGGAGAGAGAGAUCGAGGAGCUGCGCCAGCGCUACACCGCCAAGAGACAACCCAUCCUCGACGCAAUGGACGCCAAGAAACGCAGACAGCAGAACUUCUGAAGAGCCUGACCUGAGGAACACAUUCUGACCUGGGCCCGUGUUCAUACAGCGUCUCACAUUCCAGAGUGCUGAUCUAGGCUAAAGUCCACUUUCCAUGUAAUCUUAUUCCUUAUGAUCUAAAAGGUAGAACUGAUGCUAGAUCAGCACUCUGGCAGUAGAACUGAUGCUAGAUCAGCACUCUGGCAGCAGAACUGAUGCUAGAUCAGCACUCUGGCAGCAGAACUGAUGCUAGAUCAGCACUCUGGCAGCAGAACUGCUGAGGACCUUAGAAAAGGAAUUCUGACCUGGUGCUUUCUGUUAAGACCUGAUCAAGGGAGAGGAGAGACCUGACCGCUGUCUGGAAUUUAAUUCACCCUGCUUCUGUGCUUCUAAAUGUCCUCCAUUUUGUCUCUCAUCACCACCCCAGUAGUCAGUGUGACCUGGAGUUAUCCUAUCUUCCCAUGGCUCUGCUGGCCCUCAGGACUAUUUUAAACAAUUAUUAGCCUCCCCCUCUGUUAAUUAUGAACCUGUAGGUAGCCUUAUACCCCUCUGUUAAUUAUGAACCAGUAGAUAGACUUAUAUCCCAAAGUAUGAUUGAUUAACAUUUACUUAAAGAUAUGUUUUUCCCCUUUAGAGCAUCCUCUGAUAAACUGUCUGGGUUUAUUUGCCUCUUGGGAAAUGACCAGCGAUAUGGAAAAUAAUGUUAAAGGAGGAUACAACAACGCAUUGUAAACUGCAGACGUUCUACUUGACAAGAAAAGCUAGUUUAUGUUGUUAAGAUGGGGAAGCUUCACCAUCCUUACAUCGGCGUCACUAAGAGGCGUGGUCAUCUCAACGAGAAAUGGCAGAUUGGGGGAAGCGGCCAUUGUAGAAAUGGCUGUCGUUUCCAGGUGAUACAAAGAAAACAAUAAUGUGUGAGAAACCAUCUAAAUCGCUAUAAAAUAUAUUUUCAAUAACAACUUUCUUUUGCGGCUGUUGAAAGUUGGACGAAACUGAAAGUGAAUUGUUAUCCGGGGUCCUUUGGACGUCCACCAUCAUUGUCCAUGCUAUCCGGUAUCCUUGUACAGUCUUUAGCCAUAACGACAAUUGGUCCUGAGAAUGUAACUCUAACGUUACCCCAUUGAAGUUGAAAAUGGUCAAGGUUAGGUAAGUGUUAUAGUUUAGGGUAGGGAUGUUCCCUGAAAUCCAGAUAGCACUAACCACCAUGUUACAGGGAAAUGGGAUGCGAGGUAGGGGAUUGGAGUUGUUUGGAAUGGAGCCUAGUUGUUGCAGUUCACCUAGCUUCCACACGGAUGGGACAUUCUACAUGUACUGUCGCACCUUCAAUAUAGCCCCACUAUUCAUAUCAGUUCCACUGUGGUAGUGGCAGCCAGCCUGGGGGAUGAUAGAGUAGUGCAUCGAUGGAAACCCCGUGGUGUGUAUUUGAUACAUCAUGAUGUAAUACUGUAGUUUGUCAACUACCAAACACUAACUGGAUGAGAAUAAAUGCCUUAAAAAAUAUAUAUAUAUAUAUAUUUUUUUUUUAAGCAAUUCAUUUAUGU